GGGUUGACUGAUUCAUUUAAUGUUACUCUAAAUUUAGUACGUGCUCACACGUGAUGGUCUACUUGGAUGUGGAUGAGACCUCGAUCAUGUCAACUCUCUAUCUACAGAUUUCUUUGACAUCGGUAUCCUCAUUUAUAUAUUGUCGCCAUCCAUGACAUAGCCUUCAUAAUGACAGUUGCAUUCCUCCAGUUUCUUUCCUAUUUGUUCGGUUGGAUAUACACAACUUGUUGGUCGCUAUCCUUUUAUCCCCAACCACUCUUGAACUUUAGGCGCAAAUCUACAUCAGGAGCCGCAAUCGACUUCCCCUUUCUCAACGUGCUAGGCUUUGCUGCAUACUUCGUGUCUACAGUGUCGUUCCUUUAUGCGCCCGAAAUUAGACGUGAAUAUGCUCUGCGAAAUAACGGGCAUACCCCAACUGUCCAAUUCAAUGAUCUCGCGUUCGCUGUCCACGCCCUCUUCAUGUGCUUUGUCAUAAUAUCACAAUAUGAACCAUCGAUCUGGGGAUUUGAUAAACGAGGUAAAAGGGGACCCGGCGCAAGAGUGAGCAAGUCUAUCAUGGGUUUGUCGGUAGCGUGCAUUGUUGGAGUCGCGACUUCGGUGGUUAUUGUCCUUGCGCGACAGGAUGAAGACGUUGUAAGAGGGUGGGCAUGGAUCGAUGUGGUUUAUGUCAUAUCAUAUGUCAAACUUGUUAUCACGACUGUUAAAUAUAUGCCUCAAGUCCUUACGAAUUAUCGCAAUCGAUCCACAACUGGUUGGUCAAUAGGGGGAAUCUUGCUCGAUUUCGCAGGUGGAGUCCUCUCGAUUUUACAAUUGGGAAUUGAUAGUUACCUCCAGGGAGAUUGGUCUGGAGUGACGGGCAACCCAGUCAAACUCAUGCUGGGCAAUGUGAGCAUCUUCUUCGAUGUAAUUUUCAUUGUUCAGCAUUAUAUUUUGUACAAAGGAAAUGGAGGUGAUACACCAUUAGAUGAAGAAGAUCCUCUACUUGCGCCGGACAGGGAGCAGAGAAUUGAAUAGAGAGAGAUGAAGAGAUAGGGAGCAGAUAAUUGGAUAGAGAGAUGAGAGAUAGCGAGCAUUUCUGUAUGGCGUUAUAGAUACCCCGCGGCUGGAUUAUGAAUAGAGGUGGACAAUUAGUUACAGGAUUUCGAUGUAAGAUGUUAGCACUCACCAGGUAAAUACAAAUAUAUUAUCUUGAGGGGUUGCAAGGUCAACAAUUCUCAUGCUCGCCCAAGUGGCUAGUAUAACCGCAUCAUGAUAUACAUGUUUAUGUCAAUUGUUAACAUUGACUCACGGUGCACCACUCAAUGCUUGGAACCAGAAGAUUUCCCAACAAAGGUCGCCAAUUAUUGGAAAUGGAUAUGGCAUAGCACACGACAGGAAAGUCCCAUACCGCCUUCGAACCUAGAAAGUGCAAUGCAAGGAAGGAAGACUCUCGCCCGGUCCA
Botrytis cinerea B05.10 is the source of this 1441-nucleotide messenger RNA. It is a transcript of the gene Bcers1, whose product is annotated as Bcers1. The record is from RefSeq and is a predicted model, not a curated record. Gene Ontology annotation, molecular function: L-cystine transmembrane transporter activity. Gene Ontology annotation, biological process: L-cystine transport. The coding region runs from base 169 to 1014 and encodes 281 amino acids. Gene Ontology annotation, cellular component: vacuolar membrane; fungal-type vacuole. The transcript has 2 exons. NCBI's taxonomy places the organism in Eukaryota, Fungi, Ascomycota, Leotiomycetes, Helotiales, Sclerotiniaceae.